CCAGGAUUCAGUAGGAUGGAGCUACAGCACUUAUAGCGGUGUCAAGCUGUUAUUUCUAAAAUGUAAAUGCUCCCAAAGAUACGCUGGUGGCACGAUGAGCAGCAACUCCUGACGGCAAGUAGUUCAUACUGAGAAGAAAGAGCAAUAGAAAAGAAAGGGGAAGAGAAGGAAUAAAACAUGACAGGGACAAAGAGAAAAAAGAAAAAUGCCAUCUGGAGAAAGAUCCAUACCCUUCGCUACGAAGAUGUCAAGCUGUGGUGUGUAAGAAGACUGCCUGUCUUGGAGUGGGCACCAAAUUACAACUGGAGAGCAGACCUGCUUCCUGAUACAGUUUCUGGGAUGAUGCUGGCUGUUCAACAGGUGACGCAAGGGCUUGCCUUUGCUGUUCUGUCUUCAGUGCAUCCUGUGUUUGGUUUAUACGGAUCUCUCUUCCCUGCUGUUAUUUACGCCAUAUUUGGAAUGGGUCGGCAUGUUGCCACAGGAACCUUUGCUUUGACUUCCUUGAUAUCUGCCAAUGCUGUCGAGCGUCUUGUUCCGUCCACUAUCAGCAAUUUCACAACAGACAAUAACUCUGUAGUUUUGGGCUUAUCUGAGUUCGAGAUGCAGAGGAUUGGAGUUGCUGCAGCAGUGUCAUUAUUAGGAGGGCUCAUUCAAGUAGCAAUGUUUGUGCUGCACUUGGGUAGUGCCACCUUCUUGCUCACAGAGCCAGUGAUAAGCGCAAUGACAACGGGAGCAGCUACACAUGUCGUGACUUCACAAGUGAAGUACCUUUUGGGAAUGAAAAUGCCAUAUAUCUCAGGACCCUUGGGAUUCUUUUAUAUUUAUGCCUACAUCUUCGAAAACAUCAAAACUAUUCAGCUGGAAGCUCUGCUGCUGUCAGUGCUGAGCAUUGUAAUCCUUGUUCUUGUGAAAGAGCUGAAUGAGAAGUUUAAAAGAAAAAUUAAAAUGGUUCUUCCCAUUGAUUUGGUUUUGAUCAUUGCUACCUCUGUUGCUUGCUAUUCUGCUGAUAUGGAACACAGCUAUGGCUUGGACAUUGUGGGACAUAUUCCAGAAGGCAUACCGCCACCACAACUUCCACCUAUGAACAUCCUUUCUGAAGUAGUUACAGAAGCAUUUGGAGUGGCACUAGUUGGCUACGUUGCAUCGCUAGCACUUGCCCGUUCUUCAGCAAAAAAGUUCAACUACUCUGUGGAUGAUAACCAGGAGUUCUUGGCUCAUGGCCUCAGCAAUGUGAUCCCUUCAUUUUUCUUUUGUAUUCCGAGUGCAGCAGCCAUGGGACGUACUGCACUUCUCUACAGCACCGGAGCAAAAACCCAGGUGGCUUGUCUAAUAUCUUGCAUACUGGUGCUUGUGGUCAUCUAUGCAAUAGGACCAAUGUUAUAUUGGUUGCCCAUGUGUGUUCUAGCAAGUAUCAUUGUGGUGGGGCUGAAGGGGAUGUUGAUUCAGUUCCGUGACCUAAAAAAAUAUUGGAAUGUGGAUAAAAUAGACUGGAGUAUAUGGGUUAGUACCUAUGUGUUCACAAUUUGCUUUGCUGCUAAUGUUGGAUUGUUGUACGGUGUAGUCUGCACUAUACUCAUAAUGGUUUUCCGUUUUCCAAGAGCAAGAACACUGAGCUUGAAACAGAUGAAAGAAGCAGAAUGCAGAUUCAAAACAGAAUCAGAUAGUGAGUCCUUACAACAGGUGAAAAUAAUUUCUAUAAACAAUCCACUAGUUUUUCUGAAUGCUAAGAAAUUUCACAUGGACAUAUCAAGAAUAAUCCAGAAGGAGAGCACGUGGAUACAGCAGCUACCUGAAGAUAUGAACAAGUGUGAACAGAACACAUUGCUCACUCCAGUAUCCAAUGGAAAUUGCCAUGGAGAGUCUUCAUUACAGCAGUGUACCAGUGCAAAACAGACUUUAAUAUUUGACUGCAGUGGCCUGACGUUCUUUGACUACACUGGAAUCUCAGUAUUGACUCAGAUCUACACAGAUUCCAAAAAAAGAAAUAUUGAUGUUUUGUUGGCAAAUUGCAAAGCUUCUUUGGUAAAGGCACUGACACUCAGUGGAAGGCUAGAAUCAGACAAUGUUAUCUUCUUUGAAUCAGUUUCUUCAGCCAUUGGUGCUAUUCAGUUCAACAGGAAUUUCUGCAAGCCUAAUGAACACACUGAAGUCUGAUGCCAGCUAGAGAGCCCCCCCUCUCUCUCUGCUGAACUGCUCACCUGCAAAAGGAACGAUACCAAAGUAUUUCUUCAGAUGUUUAAAUGUGGAAUUUUGUUGGUGAUAAUUUAUAUUCCAAGUGUACACCAACAGCAAGAGUGUUUAUUUUUAUUGCUCCUGAAUCUUCUCUGAGUUCCCAUCAAUGACAGUUUUUUUUAAGAAAAACAAAAAACAAAAAACUUGGACUGUUUUUUGAUGGUUUCACAUUUUUGUAUGCUUUUAGAUUUUAAAAAGAAAAAAAAUAGAAAGCAAUUUAGGAUAUUACCAUAAUUAUAUUGUUUUAGCUCUGGCCUAUUGUAACUUAAUUGUAUAAUUUUGUGCACUAGAGAAUACAAUGCUUUUGAAUUUUGUAGUGGAACUGAUGGUAUCUGAUCCAAGAUCUGUGCCUUGUUAUAUACAAACAUAAACUGUGAGAUAAGGUUAAUUUCUCCCCUGAAGUACCCAGCACAUGCAUUAGAGCAAUCAAUCCAUGACACUUUUACAUUCAGUAAAAGCCACUGAAGCCAGUGGGGUUUUGUGGGGGUGCCUAUGUUGCCUGUGUAUCGCACUGUCUUACACAUUUUUGUCAUGAAUUUAGAGAGUUGUCACUGCCAAAAUAACCAAGGCCAUAUACUGUCUCCUCUGCUGGAAAUCUUGAAAAGGUUACUUUUUGGACUGCAGCUUUCAAACUCUAGGGAUCCAGGGACUUGUAGUCCAAGGGAACAUCUCUUCUUAGCUCUGCUCUGUUGUUGAAAAUCAAUAGUGUUUAUUUCAACAGUUUUCAUAUCAUAUCCUUGCCAUAUUCUGAGUGAUAUAUAAAUUGAUAUAGCUCUGUCAAGUUCAACAUAAUGGUGCUAAUGUAUUGUUGUUGUCAUGCUACCAAGGCUUAUUUUGGAACACCUUUUGGAAACAGCUGAAUUCACAGAGGAAUGCAGUUGCAUAUGGAACGUUGCACAUUGUAGUAUUCAGCAGCUGAUCUUAGUGUUCAUAUAUAUUUGUACAUUCAGGUGGCCAAUGUUCAGAUGGUUAACCACAAUCUUUGGAUCAUACAUUCUGACUUCCAUUCUCUUUCUUCCAGUGUUGUUAUAAGCAGGAGAUGGGAAGCAAGCAAUGAUUAUUUAAGAUAUGCUUUUCUCAACAAGCCCAAAUUGAUUUGCCGUUUCUGAUCCUGGCUUCUUUAGCUAAUAUAUUGUUAAAACUAACUCUAGUUCCUGGUUGAGAUGAAACAACAAACUAUGGUUAGUUAAAAAAAAAAUCCUUCAAUCUUCUUCUAAUGGUCAGAUUUCAUCCACAUGUACCCAAAUAUUUUCUUGAGAUAGUGAGUUGAGAUAUAGUUCUAUAGUGUUUUAUGCAACCUUUUGGUGAAAAAUAACUUUCCUUACAAAAAUGUUUGUUUAUUUUUGUUUAAAUUGUUUUCAGCAUUUCAGCUUAAUCUUCUUUGACAAUUCCUGACUGAGUGGGAUCAACUAUAUGACUCACCAGAGAAAGAAGAAGAAACAAUAACAGUGGGAUAAAUUAUACUGAAAAUGUUGUAGACACUUAGCAACAUUAAUAUCUUGGAACUGUUUUAUCUCAAAAAUAGGUUGAAUUUAAAAACCAGACAAGAAGAAUGUGUGUUCCUUAAAUUGGAAAUUCAGUUUGGGUUGUUAGCAACAUUUUCCUUAAAAAUACAUUAGGCUCGCAGGCUUGAUAAGAAAAUAUGAGCCACAAAAAACCUUGUUUCCAGCUUCCACAUACUUUCUUCCCAACUGCUUCUCUUACCUUUGGUUUACCUUCACUUUAUGAGUAACCAACUUGCUUCUUACUAGUUAUUUUUUGGCAAUGAGGGGGACAAUGAAACAAGAUUUCAAAAGUCAUGUAAUAAAUAAGAUCAGUGUUAUAUUAAUGAGUAAUAAUUUUGGUUACUUUCAGAAGUUUCAUUUCAUGGGAAAUUUUCAAAUGUAUUCCAUUUCCUUAUCAGUCCCAAAGGAUUUUUAACUCCUCAAAAAGUAAUAGAAAGCAAUGGAAAAAAUAAUGACUAAUGCAACAAGUAACACAAGAAGUUACUUGUUUUUAUAACUGCAAUACGUAUGGUGGGUUUUUUUUUCUUUUUAAGAAAAACACUGCAACACAUAAUGGAAUGAAUUACUUUUUUAAAAAGUAACUUUCCAAGCUCUGUUUUAUUUUUUGCUGACAGUAAACCCAAGAGAAAUGGUGUUCCCUUCACCUUCUUUUAUAUGCAUAGCAAAAGAGUCUUUGGGAAUGUGCUCUUCCCAGCAUGAUGUCAUGGCAGCAAUAAAGUCAGAUGUGUGGAAGAGAGAAGGAAAGAGAAGGUAUUAUGGGAAGAAAGUAGGAGGAAGGGGAAAGUCUUUGGAAACUCACUGAAAGAGAUGGGGAGAUAGCACACCCUGUCACAUCUUCUGUGACAUGAUAAUGUCCAAGUUGAGCUGAAUCAAUACAGCUCUCUUUCAGGUUCUUGAUACUAUUUUCCUCCUUGCCCCUAAGCCCACUUCUGGGUUUGAUUUGGGAAAUGAUUCUCAUCAUUAAUUUUCAGUAACCUGUGAUGCAUGUGGGAUGCAUCUAAUGAUGGAUUCAUAUUCAGACCCAAGUCAAAUCAGGCUGCCUGCAAAUUGGACUGCAAAGAGUGUCAAAUUGCUAAAUUAAACUCUAGACCAAAUCUUGUGGGUCUGCAUAUACCCUUGAUAAUGAAAUUCAAAUUCUGCAAUGUUGUACAGACUUAAUUGUAAACAAGAGCCCCUGAAUAAAAUGGUGCUUACCACUGAGUAAACAUGCAUACAGUUGCGGUGAAAUGAAUGCAAAAUUACAAUUUUUGCUUGUUGCAUAUUUAAUGUUCAACAUAGCACUGGUACAGCAUGUCUGGAGCAGAAAUGUUUUGACAUCAGCUUAACUUUUAGUUUAAGUUCCUCUCAUUAAUACUAUACCAUAUAGCAAAACUGUAAAGCCAUAUUUUUUGGGAGGGAAUGAGGCUGUGCAGGUUAUUGCAAUUUAUUACAAUUGCAAAGGUUAUUUCUUGCUAUUUAUUUGAAACAAUAUUUUGAUACCAUUUUUCCUGUAAUCACCAACAAAAAAUGAAAUUGCUGCUGUUUCAUAUGGCUCUUCAUUUCUUAUGUUUUACAUAUUCACAGUCUGAGCGGAGUGUUUCCUGCCAGAAUAAAUAGCAACAAAGGCU
This is a messenger RNA of Sceloporus undulatus (fence lizard), 5344 nucleotides long. RefSeq names its product solute carrier family 26 member 7 (gene SLC26A7). Lineage: Eukaryota; Metazoa; Chordata; Lepidosauria; Squamata; Phrynosomatidae. Gene Ontology annotation, molecular function: bicarbonate transmembrane transporter activity; oxalate transmembrane transporter activity; chloride transmembrane transporter activity. Gene Ontology annotation, cellular component: membrane. The record is from RefSeq and is a predicted model, not a curated record. The coding region runs from base 178 to 2154 and encodes 658 amino acids. The transcript has 19 exons. Gene Ontology annotation, biological process: transmembrane transport.